AUUGUGCUCGCCAGUAUGCAUAAAUAUCAACCUCGUCUGCAUAUCAUUCGCACCUCGGACCUCACGCAGCUACCUUGGGCCCCGCAGAAGGCUUUCGUUUUUCCAGAGACGGAGUUCGUAGCAGUAACUGCCUAUCAGAAUGAUCGUAUUACAAAAUUGAAGAUUGACAACAACCCAUUCGCUAAAGGAUUUCGCGAAACAGGUCAAUCGCGCUGCAAACGUAAGCUAAGUGCGUUGAGUGGUGAUGAACAGGAAGUGGGCGACAGUCCGCCUAGUCCCAGUAAGAGCUCACUUGCCAGCCUCGAAGAUGACCGCAUCAGCGUGACAAGUGGUCAAAUGGAUUCGCCAACAACAAAACGUUGUCGCUCAAUUGAAUCGAGCGAUGACGAAAGUUAUUCCAACUGGCAUAGCUGUGGAACUCGCUCACCUUACCAUGACGAAGCUACUAUCUACUCGGCGAUGGCAAUGUACCAGCGCGAGUAUAUGCAGCCGCAGCUUUUAAGUCCUUCGCCACUAGAUAUUGCGGCAGCCACUUGUUUCGCCGCCACGGCUCACGUCAAUCCUGCCGUUGUCGGAAGAGUAAAUGGAAUGCAAUCUUUGCUGAUUCCGCUGCCACAUCAGCCUUAUCCAGACACACAUUUGCCACGCUCACAUUUCUUAGCGCAUUUACCUCAGGUCGCAACAACUUUCCCCCCUACAACGCAUGCAACGGAGGCGUCCACCACAGAGGCACCACAUUUAAAUGAGGGGCGAAAUGUUGCCGAUUCGGCUGUGAUAUUGUCCGAAGCAACCAGACCUCGCAACGAAGUUGGAACGGAAUCACAAAAGGCGAAGCGUAAUAACUUUAGCAUUUCGGCAAUAUUGGCUUUCUGAAGAGAAUCGCCCGCCCCUUCCCAGUAAACGGAGCACGCUUGUGAAUUUUUCCAAAAGUGCCGAAUGCUCUUUCAUACAUACAUACAUACAUAGUUAUAUACAUACAUGCAUGCAUAAUAUGUAUUAUGUAUGUAUGUACUAUGUACUUAUUAUGAUUAGGAAAUAAGUUUCAUGUAUGUAGUAAUUGUAAAUAUGUAAAGUCUCUAACCUGAAUAA
Molecule: messenger RNA, 1089 nt
Organism: Rhagoletis zephyria (snowberry fruit fly)
Lineage: Eukaryota; Metazoa; Arthropoda; Insecta; Diptera; Tephritidae
Product: T-box protein 2-like
Biological process (GO): regulation of transcription by RNA polymerase II; positive regulation of DNA-templated transcription; cell fate specification
Cellular component (GO): chromatin; nucleus
Molecular function (GO): DNA-binding transcription factor activity, RNA polymerase II-specific; RNA polymerase II cis-regulatory region sequence-specific DNA binding
Source: RefSeq, a predicted model, not a curated record